Elephantulus edwardii (Cape elephant shrew) is the source of this 835-nucleotide messenger RNA. It is a transcript of the gene KDELR1, whose product is annotated as KDEL (Lys-Asp-Glu-Leu) endoplasmic reticulum protein retention receptor 1. The record is from RefSeq and is a predicted model, not a curated record. Gene Ontology annotation, biological process: endoplasmic reticulum to Golgi vesicle-mediated transport; protein retention in ER lumen. NCBI's taxonomy places the organism in Eukaryota, Metazoa, Chordata, Mammalia, Macroscelidea, Macroscelididae. The coding region runs from base 197 to 835 and encodes 212 amino acids. Gene Ontology annotation, cellular component: endoplasmic reticulum; membrane; cis-Golgi network. Gene Ontology annotation, molecular function: ER lumen protein retrieval receptor activity. The transcript is spliced from 5 exons.
UCUCUCCAGCUCCGGCUCCGCCACCAGCGCAGGCUCGGCUCCCCAACCGGGUCCCUUCCUGGAGCUGAGCCACCGAGGGUCCCCUCUCCCGCCCGCCAAGCCCAACCGCCGGCCCGCACGCAGCCCCGGGGGGCCGCCCCCCCAGCCCAGCCAGCCUGUCCCCCCUCGAGCGCAGCCCCGCCGGCGCCCUCCCACCAUGAAUCUCUUCCGAUUCCUGGGAGACCUCUCCCACCUCCUGGCCAUCAUCUUGCUGCUGCUCAAGAUCUGGAAGUCCCGCUCGUGCGCCGGGAUUUCGGGCAAGAGCCAGGUCCUCUUUGCCGUGGUGUUCACCGCCCGCUACCUGGACCUCUUCACCAACUACAUCUCCCUGUACAACACGUGCAUGAAGGUGGUCUACAUCGCCUGUUCCUUCACUACGGUCUGGAUGAUUUAUAGCAAGUUCAAAGCCACUUACGACGGGAACCACGACACGUUCCGGGUGGAGUUUCUCGUCAUCCCCACAGCCAUCCUGGCAUUCCUAGUCAACCAUGACUUCACCCCCCUAGAGAUCCUGUGGACCUUCUCCAUCUACCUGGAGUCGGUGGCCAUCCUGCCGCAGCUGUUCAUGGUAAGCAAGACGGGCGAGGCGGAGACCAUCACCAGCCACUACCUGUUCGCGCUGGGCGUCUACCGCACGCUGUAUCUCUUCAACUGGAUCUGGCGCUACCACUUCGAGGGCUUCUUCGACCUCAUCGCCAUAGUGGCCGGCCUCGUGCAGACCGUCCUGUACUGCGAUUUCUUCUACCUCUAUAUCACCAAAGUCCUAAAGGGGAAGAAAUUGAGUUUGCCAGCCUAG